GCCUUGCGACGUCGCCGUUUUCGCUCCACUCAAAGCCGCUUACCGCGACAAUGUCGAGUGCCUCGAACGAGGCGGCGUAAAUGCGAUCGGAAAGCAGCAUUUUACGUAUCUGUAUGGACCCGCUCGUGAAAGGGCAUUCACGAAGCGUAACAUCUCCGCUGGAUGGAGCAAAACAGGACUGUUCCCGUUCAAUCCCGAUAGGGUUCUGAGAGAUCUGCCUCAGCCUGUCUAUGAAGCCGACCACCCGACUAUAGUACCAAUCGUAGAGUCGUCCUUACCUCCCAUACCCGUGACACCCGCGACGCCGGUCUCUGCGGAAUCUGUCAUCGCUUUGCAGAAUCUGAUCGUCGGCGAAGACGCUCAAAGUCUCAGUGCUACGAGCAAACAGAACCUCGAACGACACGUCGCAAAGUUAGCUCGAGCGACACAGAAGUCCUUAGCACACAGCUCGAUGCAGCGUCAUCGGAUCGAUCUGCUGCUGAAGACAAACAAUGAAGCUAAGCCCCGACGGGCAGGCAGGUCAAUCGUCCUCGGGAAGGCUCGAGUUAUGAGCUAUGAUGAUCUGGUGGAGGCACGCAAGAAGCGAGCUGAAAAGGAUUCACUGAAAGAGCACAAAAGGGGGGACAGACGUAGCAAGCGACGGAACGGCGACACGGUGAGUACGACAACAGUCGCGCCAACAAUCAAUCCGUCACCACGCGAUGACCGAGCUGUGACGGAAUCGGGCUGGGGCGGAGAACUCGAGGAUUCAGCAUGGUGUGCCCCGAUCGCUCAUAUGUAUUAAUGAAGC
This is a messenger RNA of Dissoconium aciculare CBS 342.82, 790 nucleotides long. RefSeq lists its product as uncharacterized. NCBI's taxonomy places the organism in Eukaryota, Fungi, Ascomycota, Dothideomycetes, Mycosphaerellales, Dissoconiaceae. The transcript has a single exon. The coding region runs from base 452 to 784 and encodes 110 amino acids. The record is from RefSeq and is a predicted model, not a curated record.